This is a messenger RNA of Vombatus ursinus (common wombat), 2213 nucleotides long. RefSeq names its product negative elongation factor complex member C/D (gene NELFCD). The transcript is spliced from 14 exons. Gene Ontology annotation, molecular function: RNA binding. The coding region runs from base 84 to 1880 and encodes 598 amino acids. Lineage: Eukaryota; Metazoa; Chordata; Mammalia; Diprotodontia; Vombatidae. Gene Ontology annotation, cellular component: NELF complex; nucleus. The record is from RefSeq and is a predicted model, not a curated record. Gene Ontology annotation, biological process: negative regulation of transcription elongation by RNA polymerase II.
ACGGGAGUGAGUAGUGUAUCCUCAGGCUCUUUGUGGCGGUUGGGCGGGCCGUGGUGGCCUUUCCAGCUGGUGUCGCCUCAGUCAUGGACGAAGACUACUUCGGGAGUGCUGCUGAGUGGGGAGAAGAUGCCGACGGCGCCCAGCAGGAUGAUGAUUAUGGAGAAGGAGAAGAUGAUGCAGAAGUCCAACAAGAAUGUUUGCACAAAUUUUCCACCCGGGAUUAUAUAAUGGAACCUUCCAUAUUCAACACACUAAAAAGGUAUUUUCAGGCAGGAGGAUCUCCAGAGAAUGUAAUCCAACUUUUAUCAGAGAACUAUACUGCUGUGGCCCAGACUGUAAACCUUUUGGCUGAGUGGCUCAUUCAGACAGGUGUUGAGCCAGUUCAGGUUCAGGAAACUGUGGAAAAUCAUUUGAAGAGUUUAUUGAUCAAACACUUUGACCCUCGAAAAGCAGAUUCUAUCUUUACUGAAGAAGGUGAGACCCCAGCAUGGCUAGAACAAAUGAUUGCCCAUACUACUUGGAGGGAUCUGUUUUAUAAAUUAGCUGAAGCACAUCCAGAUUGUCUCAUGCUUAAUUUCACUGUUAAGCUUAUCUCUGAUGCAGGAUAUCAAGGAGAGAUAACUAGUGUAUCCACAGCUUGCCAACAAUUAGAAGUCUUUUCUCGUGUGCUCCGUACUUCACUGGCUACAAUUUUAGAUGGAGGAGAAGAAAACCUUGAAAAAAAUCUCCCCGAGUUUGCUAAAAUGCUAUGCCAUGGAGAGCAUACUUAUCUCUUUGCCCAAUCAAUGAUGUCUAUAUUGGCCCAAGAAGAACAAGGGGGGUCUGCUGUGCGUAGAAUUGCUCAAGAAGUUCAACGAUUUGCCCAUGAGAAAGGCCAUGAUGCAAGUCAGAUCACACUUGCGUUAGGCACAGCUGCUUCGUACCCCAGGGCUUGUCAGGCUCUUGGUGCCAUGUUAUCAAAAGGAGCUCUGAAUCCCGCAGACAUCACAGUCCUGUUUAAGAUGUUUACAAGCAUGGACCCACCUCCUGUUGAACUGAUACGGGUACCAGCUUUCUUGGAUCUCUUUAUGCAGUCACUCUUUAAACCAGGUGCCAAGAUCAAUCAAGACCAUAAACACAAGUACAUCCACAUAUUGGCCUAUGCAGCUAGUGUGGUAGAGACCUGGAAAAAGAACAAGAGAGUGAGCAUCAAUAAAGAUGAAUUGAAGUCAACAUCUAAAGCAGUUGAAACUGUUCACAAUUUAUGUUGCAAUGAGAACAAAGGUGCCUCUGAAUUAGUGGCUGAGUUGAGUACACUUUAUCAGUGUAUCAGGUUUCCAGUGGUGGCAAUGGGUGUACUCAAGUGGGUGGAUUGGACAGUGUCAGAACCACGCUAUUUCCAGCUCCAGACUGAUCAUACACCAGUACAUUUGGCCUUACUAGAUGAGAUUAGCACCUGCCACCAGCUCCUCCAUCCCCAAGUCUUGCAAUUGUUGGUUAAACUGUUUGAGACAGAGCAUUCCCAACUGGAUGUAAUGGAACAGCUUGAACUGAAGAAAACACUACUGGACAGGAUGGUUCAUCUGCUGAGUCGGGGUUACGUACUGCCUGUUGUCAGUUAUAUCCGGAAGUGUUUGGAAAAGUUGGACACUGACAUCUCCCUCAUUCGCUAUUUUGUUACUGAGGUCUUGGAUGUGAUUGCUCCUCCUUAUACUUCCGACUUUGUGCAGCUCUUUCUUCCCAUUCUAGAGAAUGACAGCAUUGCAGGUACCAUUAAAACAGAAGGAGAACAUGACCCUGUGACAGAGUUCGUAGGUAAGGGUAAAACGACUGUUCUAGGUUGUAGUCUUUUAAAACAACUGGUUUCAUUUUUAACCCAUCCUACAAUUUUUCUUUAUUGAAGCCCACUGCAAGUCUAACUUCAUUAUGGUAAACUGAAUCAGAGUCUGCUGCUAAGGUUUCAGGAAGACUUUCCAGAUGGAAUCAUCCCUUCAGUUGUUGUGAGAACAGUCUCAGGACCAUGACCUCGGACUCUGGUGAUGUGAAAAGACUUUUUACUGACCCUAUGGGUUAUUUUUAAAUGUGUGGAAAAAUGUGUGGAAUAUCCAUCUAAAAAGUUAUCAGAAUUUGGAAGAACUUGGAUGAGCGUUUAACAAAAACAAAAGAUACCACACAAGUUAUACAACAUAUAUAAAUAUAACAGAAUAUUAGUACAGUAUAACAGAAAUUGUCUC